AUGCUGAGAUCGUUAUUGCAAAGCGGCCACCGCAAAGUGGUUGCUUCUUCAUGUGCCACUAUGGUGCGUUGCAGUUCCUCGUCGACCUCCGCGUUGGCUUACAAGCAGAUGCACAGACACGCAGCAAGGCCCCCCUUGCCCACAUUAGACACUCCUUCCUGGAAUGCCAACAGCGCCGUUUCAUCCAUCAUUUACGAGACACCAGCACCUUCCCGUCAACCAAGAAAACAACAUGUCUUGAACUGUUUGGUGCAAAAUGAACCCGGUGUCUUGUCCAGGGUCUCGGGUACGUUAGCUGCCAGAGGCUUUAACAUUGAUUCGUUGGUCGUUUGCAAUACUGAGGUCAAAGAUCUAAGUAGAAUGACCAUUGUCUUGCAAGGACAAGACGGCGUCAUUGAGCAAGCACGCAGACAAAUCGAAGACUUGGUCCCCGUUUAUGCCGUCCUAGACUAUACCAAUUCCGAGAUCAUUAAAAGAGAGCUAGUCAUGGCCAGAAUCUCUCUAUUGGGUACUGAAUAUUUUGAAGAUCUACUAUUGCACCACCACACCUCCACCAAUGCUGGCGCCGCCGACUCCCAAGAAUUGGUCGCCGAAAUCAGAGAAAAGCAAUUUCAUCCUGCAAACUUGCCCGCCAGUGAAGUAUUAAGGUUGAAGCACGAGCAUUUGAACGAUAUCACCAACUUGAUCAACAACUUCGGAGGUCGUGUCGUUGACAUCAGCGAAACAAGCUGUAUCGUGGAAUUAUCUGCGAAACCCACACGUAUCUCUGCCUUCUUAAAGUUGGUUGAGCCAUUCGGUGUCCUAGAGUGUGCAAGAAGCGGUAUGAUGGCAUUGCCAAGGACUCCAUUGAAGACAAGCACCGAAGAAGCUGCCGACGAAGACGAAAAGAUCAGCGAAAUCGUCGACAUUUCUCAACUGCCACCUGGUUAG
This is a messenger RNA of Saccharomyces paradoxus, 930 nucleotides long. It is a transcript of the gene ILV6, whose product is annotated as acetolactate synthase regulatory subunit. Gene Ontology annotation, molecular function: acetolactate synthase regulator activity. Gene Ontology annotation, cellular component: acetolactate synthase complex; mitochondrial nucleoid. Lineage: Eukaryota; Fungi; Ascomycota; Saccharomycetes; Saccharomycetales; Saccharomycetaceae. The coding region runs from base 1 to 930 and encodes 309 amino acids. The record is from RefSeq and is a predicted model, not a curated record. The transcript has a single exon. Gene Ontology annotation, biological process: branched-chain amino acid biosynthetic process.